AUGGUGAUGAAUGUAUCUUGCUGGCGGAACGCAUUGCCGAAAGAGGGUCAUACGUUUCCCAUCCUGGACGGAGGACUUGACAAAGAUGUGUUCGACGCAAUGGUUCGGGCGAAACAGGCACGUUCUGGUUCUUUCCAGCUUCCAGGUGAAACCAGACAGUUCCCAUUUAGACCAUGGGACACACACGAUGAGAGCAGCACAUCUACGCAGGAACAUCCGGUCGACGACGAUCACAUCACAUCAUUCGUAGUGCUGAAAUCUCCUCUGGCGAACAAAGGUCUUGUAUACACGGCACCCUCCACUAUCCCAAAUGCAGGCACGGGCUUAUUCUUGCGUCCAAGGCGAACUAGUCUACUGGCAGGAAGUUAUCUUUGUAAAUAUGCAACGUCCUAUACAGCAGAACGACCCACUUCCGAAGCUGGUAAGUCUGUUGUGAUCACUAAACCCAUAUAG
This is a messenger RNA of Paramuricea clavata, 453 nucleotides long. The record is from the annotation of a GenBank genome assembly. Lineage: Eukaryota; Metazoa; Cnidaria; Anthozoa; Malacalcyonacea; Plexauridae.